Blumeria graminis f. sp. triticale is the source of this 1932-nucleotide messenger RNA. The record is from the annotation of a GenBank genome assembly. NCBI's taxonomy places the organism in Eukaryota, Fungi, Ascomycota, Leotiomycetes, Helotiales, Erysiphaceae.
AUGUAUACUACGCACACGAGUUUAUUAGGAGUGGUUGUUGAUUCGAACAUUCCUAAACAGAUGGCAGAAGCUUUGCAAGAUACUAGCGACAAGACUACUGCUGUAAACAGCCCGCGCGGGAUAAAACGGUGUCAUUCGCCUGUUGUCUCUCGAGAAUCGCCAGUAGAGAGUGACUUCGGCGAUGAGGGUUACACCAAGCCUGCAAAGCGAACUCGAGCGACGAGAAUAACAAGGCCGACUAUAACAAGUCAGGCAAGUCCAAGCCAAUCAUCAAUGACGUUAUCUCAUAGUAUACCGCCGGCUUCACAGUCUGUAUCUACAAAUUCCAAUUUAACACCUAGCCAGUCAUCACCUCCUAGAACAACACCGACAAAGCCUCCUCCCGCUGUCAAAGCAUUGCCAACUGUGAGAGAUCAUACGACGGAUCAGGUUGGACCGGAAGGCGAUGAAUAUUUACCCAGAGAACAUGACGAUGCAGGAGAGAAAAAAGUAGAUUUAUGGGGUCAGUUGAGCGAUGGUCGCGAAUAUAAAUGUCGAACAUUUUUUGUACCAAAUCGGGGAAAGAAACUCUUCAUGCUGGCUACUGAGUGUGCAAGGGUACUAGGCUAUCGAGAUUCAUACCUUCUUUUCAAUAAGAACAGGUCAUUGUUCAAGAUUAUUGCAUCACAGGCAGAGAAAGAAGAUCUUAUUCAUCAGGAGAUUCUACCUUUCUCUUAUCGAUCACGUCAAAUUGCUAUCGUUAGUGCUAGAUCUAUGUUCCGUCAAUUUGGAAGCAGAGUUAUCAGAGAUGGACGGCGAGUACGUGAUGACUACUGGGAAGGUAAGGCCAGAAAGCAAGGCUUCACUGAAGAAGAUCUUGCUGGAGAAAAAAGGCCCGGAGCUGCCAAAGCCCGAGACACAGCAGCAGCUGCUGAUGCAAGUGCUAGCGCAUCUCUAAUGGGACCUCGUCAUGAUAUCCUCUAUUCAAACAAUACGGGAAAUGCCCCAUCACACAUAUCUCACCCAAACUUCCAAACUAGCAUUAUCAAUGGAUCUGGAGAGACUCCUACACUCUCUAUGAUAUCGCUGGGAUCUGAACCAGAUAUGCGCCUCAAGGACUACAGUAAUAUUCAACGACCACGUCAGGAAAUUACAGGUCCGGCAUACCAAGACCGUAUUCAGCCCUCUCCGCUUAUAGACCUGCUUUCAUGUGCACAUCAGACUGCCGAGUACAACAAACAGAUCAACUCACAACGUACCCAAAGCUUUGAGUACCUUCAUCGUCGCUGGAGACAGCCUCAUGAAAUACCAUCUUCGAAAGUAGAACAACCAUCUGUCACUGCAAGGGAGGACAAUUUACCAAUGCAGGCAUUACCAUCGCCACGGACCGGGCAAAACGGCCUUCAGUCUUCUCCACCCGAAACCUCAUCUCAACAAGCCAUACAAAGCCAGAAUUAUCCUCAUAACUCACAUAUGCAAAAUCCAAUGGCACACUCACCCAUGCGGAACAUACAUUCGAGCUCCAUGCAACCUGGUCAGGUUGCAAGAUCUCCGAGUAUAUCUAUGGGAAUCAAUACAGCUGGAAGUAAUAACUCGUAUGGUUACGGCCAACCUGGGCAGAUGUGGUCUCCCCAGUCACAGCCACAACCUCAAACAUUCCCCCAUUACGCAUCGCCAUCGCCCCGUAUCCAACGGUCUCCACACCAACCAGUGCCUAUGCCACGACAUCCUGCAAACAAUGCACAGGUACCACAAAACCUCCAGUAUACUGGAAUACCAGGUUUUGCACAGAAUUAUUCUACGCCAAGCCAUGGUAUCUACACGGCAGACCGAGCUCAGCAACAAUACGUUCAACCCAGCAGUUCAGGUCCGCAGGCUAACAACCAAAAUUGGACAGGACAACAACCAACAAACAUGGGAACGAAUUGGGCCUGGAACGGACUACCCCAGUGA